UGGUGUGGCAUCUGUUGAAGUUGGAGGUUUGCAGGAGAGGGCCCUUUGUCCUCUCUUUUUCUCUCUCCUCUGUCUCGGUCUUUGUUCCUGUGGGUCUCAAUUUCUGGAAUUUUCAUCAAAUUCCUAAUUAAUUCCCAGAGUAAUUGAUAAAGUUGUUAUCUUUUUAGACCACAUUUUCAAACCCUAAUCUCUUUCUCUCUCUAGAUCCUUCAGAUCUUAUCAAUUCUGAGAAGGCUGGGGAUUGAAUUGGGUAUGCUCAAUUCUUUAAUUGCUGUUGUAAUCAGUUAAUGAAAUGUCGCUUCUUCCGAAUAGCGAUUCAAUUCACAUUAGAGAGGUCUGGGAAGAUAAUCUGGAGGAUGAAUUUGGUUUUAUUCGUGAUAUUGUAGACGAUUACCCUUUUGUAGCGAUGGAUACUGAGUUUCCAGGUAUUGUCCUUCGACCUGUCGGUACUUUUAAGAGUAGCUCUGAUUUCCACUACCGUACUCUCAAGGAUAAUGUCGACAUGCUGAAAUUGAUUCAAUUAGGCCUCACCUUUUCUGAUGAACUUGGUAACCUUCCAACUUGCGGUACUGAUAAAUUCUGCAUUUGGCAAUUCAAUUUCCGCGAAUUCAACCUUAAUGAGGAUGUUUUUGCCAAUGAUUCUAUUGAGCUUCUCUGUCAGAGUGGCAUCGAUUUCAAGAAAAAUAAUGACAAGGGUAUUGAUGCCAAGAGGUUUGGUGAGCUUUUGAUGUCUUCUGGUGUUGUUUUGAACUAUAAUGUUCACUGGGUCACUUUCCAUAGUGGUUAUGAUUUUGGUUACUUGCUUAAGCUCCUCACUUGUCGCAACCUCCCUGACACCCAGCAGGAGUUCUUUGAGAUGAUCAAGACCUAUUUCCCUACCGUUUAUGAUAUUAAGCACCUCAUGAAGUUCUGUAACAGCUUACAUGGUGGCUUGAACAAGCUCGCUGAGUUGUUGGAAGUCGAAAGGGUUGGUGUGUGUCACCAGGCAGGUUCUGAUAGUUUGCUUACAUCUUGUACAUUCAGGAAGUUGAAGGACAAUUUCUUCAGUGGAUCCAUGGAGAAAUAUGCUGGUGUUUUGUAUGGACUAGGUUUUGAUAAUGGUCAAAGUGUUCACUAAUCAGGAGAACUAUCAAACUUAAUGUCCAAUUUCCAUGUAGCCAUUUUGUGUACACUUUUGGUAAUAUCAGCUUUAUAAUCAAUUUUUGAUUUAUAGAGUUUUGUCA
Chenopodium quinoa (quinoa) is the source of this 1223-nucleotide messenger RNA. Its product is annotated as probable CCR4-associated factor 1 homolog 7. Gene Ontology annotation, molecular function: poly(A)-specific ribonuclease activity; nucleic acid binding. Gene Ontology annotation, cellular component: P-body; CCR4-NOT core complex; CCR4-NOT complex. The record is from RefSeq and is a predicted model, not a curated record. The transcript has 2 exons. Bases 293 to 1117 code for a protein of 274 amino acids. NCBI's taxonomy places the organism in Eukaryota, Viridiplantae, Streptophyta, Magnoliopsida, Caryophyllales, Amaranthaceae.